AUGCCGCAGCCACAGGCAGCCGUUCAGAACGACAAGAUCGCCAAUAAGAAACAUCAUGCUGCCAUCCAGCGCCUUAACAAGACCAUCAAAGACAAAGACAAGAUCAUUGCUCACAAGAAUGCAGUCAAUGCCCGUCAAGACGCAAUCAUCGAGGAACAGCGCGAUCAGGUUGGCGCCCAACAGGAGACCAUCAACGAGCAGGAGCAUCGUCUCGAAGGUCAGCGCUUUCUGAUCAAAGGUUUGGUCUCGGACAUGGAGGCUCUCAAGGAAGAGCUUGCUUCAAAGGUGCGUACUUCAACAUCUUCAGCGCUCUGA
Messenger RNA from Ceraceosorus guamensis, 315 nucleotides. RefSeq lists its product as hypothetical. The transcript has a single exon. NCBI's taxonomy places the organism in Eukaryota, Fungi, Basidiomycota, Exobasidiomycetes, Ceraceosorales, Ceraceosoraceae. The record is from RefSeq and is a predicted model, not a curated record. The coding region runs from base 1 to 315 and encodes 104 amino acids.